This is a messenger RNA of Juglans regia (Persian walnut), 1696 nucleotides long. RefSeq names its product basic leucine zipper 61-like. NCBI's taxonomy places the organism in Eukaryota, Viridiplantae, Streptophyta, Magnoliopsida, Fagales, Juglandaceae. The transcript is spliced from 5 exons. Gene Ontology annotation, molecular function: DNA-binding transcription factor activity; DNA binding. Bases 308 to 1279 code for a protein of 323 amino acids. Gene Ontology annotation, biological process: positive regulation of DNA-templated transcription. Gene Ontology annotation, cellular component: nucleus. The record is from RefSeq and is a predicted model, not a curated record.
AGAGAGAGAGAGAGAGAGAGAGAGCAGCAUUUCAUGAUCGAUUUGUAAUGAAGAUGUUGCUGUUGUUGUCGUCGUCUAUGUCAUGUACUUGCUCUGAUCACCUCCUUCAAUGUCUCCCAAGUGUUUUUCCAAGUCCAAGAUUGUGAUAAAGAUUACUGUUUUCAGUUGUUUCGAUAUUUGGCCAAGUUUAUGGUCAUAGCUCUCUCUCUCUCUCUCUCUCAAAUAAUCAACACUCAUUUUUCACGAUCUUUGUUGAUCUUUCUCUCAAAUUGCACAUAUAUUUCGCAAACUAUUGUUUUGGUGUUAUAUGGCACAAUUACCACCCAAGAUACCAAGCAUGACUCAAAAUUGGCAUUCUUCUUCUCACCAAAGAAUGCCCAUUAAUAUGUCAAACUUCGUUCCCACCAACAACAAUACUUCUACUUCCAUGCCCACCGCCCAACAACAACAACCCACUUGGGUGGACGAGUUCCUCGACUUCUCGUCAGCCCGGCGCGGAGCCCACAGGCGGUCCAUGAGCGACUCCAUUGCCUUCCUCGAGACGGCUCCAUUCAUCGGUGUCGAAUGCCGGAAUAAUGGCACCAGCGGCGGUUUCGACCGCUUGGACGACGACCAGCUCAUGUCAAUGUUCUCCGACGAGGUCUUGGUCGCGCUGCCGCCUACAGUCUCAUCUUCCAAUGCGUCCACACCGUCUGACCACAACAGCAAUAUCGACGACGAGAAUAAGCCAAUAAUGCCUCUCGACCAACAGCCCAAAAGUGAACCGGGAGAGGUUGAAAGCUCAUGCAAACCUGAGCCACAAGAUCCAGUACUACUGCCCUCCACCACCCCCACCGGCGACUCCAACGUCGAUCCUAAGAGGGUGAAAAGAAUUUUGGCAAACCGGCAAUCAGCGCAAAGGUCAAGAGUGAGGAAACUGCAAUAUAUUUCGGAGCUAGAACGGAGUGUAACAACAUUACAGACCGAAGUAUCAUCAUUGUCACCAAGGGUUGCAUUCUUGGACCACCAAAGGUUGAUACUUAAUGUCGAUAAUAGCGCUCUCAAGCAACGGAUCGCUGCUUUGGCUCAAGAUAAUAUUUUCAAAGAUGCUCAUCAAGAGGCAUUAAAGAAGGAAAUAGAGAGAUUAAGGCAAAUCUAUCACCACCAGAACCUCAAGAAGAUGAGCAGCGCAGCCAAUCUGCAAAAUGCACCACCACCACCAACAUCGCCAUCACAAGCACCGCAGCCCCCAACUCCCGAUCACUUUGGAGGUACGGACAAGGAAAGGCUUCUCAACUGAGAGAUAGAGAGAGCGUGGGUGCAUUCUGCUAAACUGGAUUUUCACGUGAUGUGUUCCCACUUGUUGGCUUACAUGGGGCCCCUGAUAAAGCUUUGUGGGAUUGAGAGGAUUGGAGUUGACACAUGGACUACUUAGAUUGGGUGGCGAAAACAUCUUGUUUUUCUUUCCCCCUCUUAUUUGGGAAUCUAGGGUUGGAGUUGGGUUUUUUUCUUUAUGCUUUUGUGAUAUUAUUAUAUGAUUCUUUUUUUUUUGGGCCUCUAACUUUUAGUUAUUUUUUCGAUGGGUAAAAAAAAAAAAAAAAAUGGUGCGUUUUAAUAUGUUGGGUGGGUUUGUAUUGGAAUAGAUGAAAGGUGUCAGGGUUGAGGGGUUCAUGCUAUGCUUGCAUGAUUCUUGUAUCUUUUCUUUUCUUUUUCCCUU